UGGCUGGCGCAGCUCAGUGUGGCGUGUGGCGCUGCAGCAUCGUCCGGAAAGAGGGAGGAUUCUUAAGAGUUCAGUGGCUGCGAGGCAUAGCGGAGGAAUGAUUGGGAACAGCCUCUCCCUGUGCUACCACAAUAAGCUCAUCUUAGCCCCCAUGGUUCGGGUGGGGACUCUACCAAUGCGACUCCUGGCCCUGGAUUACGGAGCAGACAUUGUUUACUGUGAGGAGCUGAUUGACCUCAAGAUGCUCCAGUGCAAGCGGGUGGUAAACGAGGUGCUCAAUACAGUGGACUUCGUUGCUCCUGAUGACAGAGUAGUUUUCCGUACAUGUGAAAGAGAAAAGAACAGGGUGGUUUUCCAGAUGGGGACUUCAGACGCAGAGAGAGCCCUUGCUGUGGCCAGGCUUGUAGAAAAUGAUGUAGCUGGCAUUGAUGUCAACAUGGGCUGUCCAAAAGAAUAUUCCACUAAGGGAGGAAUGGGAGCUGCUCUGUUGUCAGACCCUGACAAGAUUGAGAAGAUUCUCAGCACUCUUGUUAAAGGAACACACAGACCUGUGACUUGUAAAAUCCGAAUCCUGCCAUCGCUAGAAGACACCCUGAACCUUGUGAAGCGGAUAGAGAGGACUGGCAUUUCAGCCAUUGCAGUUCAUGGGAGGAACCGGGAAGAACGACCUCAGCACCCUGUCAGCUGUGAAGCUAUACGAGCCAUUGCCGAAACCCUCUCCAUUCCUGUCAUAGCCAAUGGAGGAUCUCAUGAUCACAUCCAGCAAUAUUUGGACAUAGAGGACUUUCGCCAAGCCACAGCCGCCUCUUCAGUGAUGGUGGCUCGAGCAGCCAUGUGGAACCCCUCCAUCUUCCUCAAGGAUGGCCUUCGCCCCCUGGAGGAAGUCAUGCAGAAGUACCUCAGAUAUGCGGUGCAGUAUGAUAACCACUACACCAACACCAAAUACUGCUUGUGCCAGAUGCUGCGGGAACAGCUGGAGUCGCCCCAAGGAAGGUUGCUCCAUGCUGCCCAGUCUUCCCAGGAAAUUUGUGAGGCCUUUGGCUUUGGUGCCUUCUAUGAGGAGACCAUUCGGAAGCUAGAUGCCCGGCGAGCUGACCUCUUGGCUAAGACUCCAGAGGCAGUUGAGGAACCCACUGAAGACACAUCUGGCAUCAUUAAGAUGGCUAUCAGAUUUGACAGGAGAGCAUACCCACCCCAAAUUACCCCCAAGAUGUGCCUACUGGAAUGGUGUCGGAGAGAGAAGUUGCCACAGCCCGUGUAUGAAACAGUUCAGCGGCCCGUAGAUCGCAUGUUCUGCUCUGUCGUCACUGUUGCGGAGCAAAGGUACCAGUCCACGUUGUGGGACAAGUCCAAGAAACUGGCGGAGCAGACUGCAGCCAUCGUCUGUCUGCGGAGUCAGGGCCUCCCUGAGGGUCGACUGGGUGAGGAGAACUCCUCCUUGAACAAGCGCAAGCGAGAGGCCCCUGAUCAAGAUCUUGGGGACCCCAGAGUUCAGGAGCCAGCACUACCUGGGGAGAUAUGCAAGAAGCCAUUUGUAACCCUGGGAAGUAGUGAAGAUAAUCUCCUGGAAGGCUGUUGACUGUCCCUGUCACCAGUGUGGGGACUGAUGUGAAAGUGGUUUGGGUGUUGGGGCCUAAGCCACAUUCCACUGGACACUUUUCUAGCCCUCGCCAUUGCAGACGUUAGAGGUCCUGACCCCGUCCAUCAGUCUGAAACAAGUGCCAAGGGCUCUCCAGCGGUAAUCCUAUCUCCUCUCAUAGGUCUGAAUGGCUAAGCCAAGUUCCCAGUGACCUGAAUGUUUUUUUGAAAGCAAGGUUUUCAGGCCGCACCUCUAACUUGACAUUGGUACUGUGCAAUAAAGAUAGCCUGACUUUCACCCAUGGCCAACUGCGUCAGCCUUGGACUACAUCCUGGCAUAAUUACUGCUUCUACCCUCUGAAGAGCUGCCGAGUUCCAAAGCAUGCCUCUUGCAUGUAGGGAAAGACUGGAUGGACCUUUAGGGUCCAUUGUAUUUUGGUGAAAGCAAGAAAGGACCAAAAAAAACCAUUUUAACGGUGGGAACCUAGGUGUUAACCAUCAGUUGACUUUGCCAACGAGAAGUUCUAUGUAAUCCAGAAAAACAAGCGUAUCUGAUA
Messenger RNA from Microtus ochrogaster (prairie vole), 2135 nucleotides. RefSeq names its product dihydrouridine synthase 2 (gene Dus2). NCBI's taxonomy places the organism in Eukaryota, Metazoa, Chordata, Mammalia, Rodentia, Cricetidae. The record is from RefSeq and is a predicted model, not a curated record. Gene Ontology annotation, molecular function: flavin adenine dinucleotide binding; tRNA binding; tRNA dihydrouridine synthase activity. Gene Ontology annotation, biological process: tRNA dihydrouridine synthesis. Gene Ontology annotation, cellular component: cytoplasm.